Messenger RNA from Stylonychia lemnae, 4902 nucleotides. The record is from the annotation of a GenBank genome assembly. NCBI's taxonomy places the organism in Eukaryota, Ciliophora, Spirotrichea, Sporadotrichida, Oxytrichidae.
AUGAAAGGCAAAAAAUUUUAAAAGUAUGCGAACAUUCACCAAUAAUUUAAACCAUUACCACCAGUUCCCCUCAAAAAGCUAGCUGGCAUAAAAUUACCCUCUAUUCAAUCUGGUAAAGAACUUCCCUAUAUGCAAUUGGAAAAAGUUAUUGGAUUUAGCUCUAAAAAUAAUGGAUCUAUUGCAGUAAAUCCUAUCAAUGGAGAACUAGCUACUACAGCAGGGUGCGUAAUUUGCAUAUAUUCCCCAAAAGAAAACAAGCAGACUAAGUUCUUGUUUUCUAGAUCUCAAAGAUCUUUUUCUUGCCUUACUUAUUCUCAUACUGGAAGAUAUUUAGCCGCUGGUGAAGGAGCAUUUAAAUAACCUGAAAUCACGGUUUGGGAAAUAUAGCUUGAUGGCUAAUAUGUAGAGAUCAAGCACUUGAAAGGGCAUAAGUAUGGAAUUGAGAGCAUUAUGUUUUCACCUAAUAUGAAUUACCUGAUAUCAUUGGGAGAUGCUAAUGAUAGAGGAUUGUUUGUUUGGGACUGGGAAAAUGAAUAAAGAGUAACUUCGAAUAAACUAGGAAAACCAGUCAAUACGUUUGCCUUUUCUGAACAAGGAGAAUUCUUUGUCACUGCUGGCUAUCAGCAUCUCAAGUAUUGGUAUUUUGAUGAUAAUGGAAAAGUACAAAAAACUGAGACUAAUUCUAAAGAGAGUAUAAUGGAAAGCAAAAGUGCUGAUUUGACUAAAGUAAAGUUAAAAGUAUUUGUUGGUGUUGCAUGCAGAUUAGGAUAAGUCUUUUCGCUAGCAGCUGACGGCCACUUAUAUGUUUAUGACAAGAAUAGAAAGCUAACAAAAUGGAUGAAUAUAAAAGUAGAAAAAGCUAUCAGUUGUACAAUGACUAAUGAGCAUCUUUUUUGUGGAUGCUCGGAUGGUAUCAUAAGAGUAUUUGGAACAAAAAGUUUAGAACACAUCAUAACACUCCCUAAGCCCCCUCCUUUAGGUUCAGCAAACAUUGAAACUGGAGUAAAAAAGAUCAGAAUCCCUGCUACUAAAGACUCUAAGUUUGCAGAUUGUCUAGCUGUGAUUGUUGAUGAAAAUAAUCAAAGAGUUGUGGUGCUUUACAGUGAUAGAAUGAUUUUCAUUUGGGACAUAAAAUAGCUGGAUAAGAUAUCAGUUUACAGAACUUCUCUAGCUCAUUGUGGCCCAAUUCAUGAUAUUCAGUACAUUCCAAAUACUAUGGAUGUGGGAUACCAGGAUGAAAAUAGCGCCGUCAGUCUAUAAGAAGAAACUUCUUUAACAAAAUUCAUGACUUGCUCUUCAGAUAGAACAAUCAGAUUCUGGCAAUUUGUAGAUCCAACUGCAAGUCUCUAAAACUAGCAAAAUAUAUUGAAAGGAAUAGUAAAGAACGCUUACUGUAAGGAUAUGAGCAGGAUGAUUUAUGUUAACAGUGAGAACAGAGAUUAAUCCGUAGGAUAAUAUGAUCAUUUCAAAGUAAAAAAUUAAAGAUUAAAUGAAGAUGGAACGAUGCCUGAGUAGGCUACUUUAUCUCCAGAUGAUAAAGACAUUGAGCAAUAAGUAAGAUGUGUAAGAAUAUCUCCAGAUGGAAAGCAUGUUGCUUGUGGAGAUUGGUCUGGUAAUAUUAGAAUCCAUGAUGUCAAAACAUUGGAAGAAAUUUAGUGUAUCUAAGCUCAUGAUAGUGAAGUACUUUGUCUUGAUUAUUCUCCAAUUAUUGACUUACAAGGACAAAAUACAUCUUAAUAAAAUAACUCAGACUCAUAAGGAUAGCCAUAGCAAUAAACACUGUAACUAACAUCUACAAUUAAAUUUUGGUUGGCCUCUGGAUCAAGAGACAGAUUAGCUUAAAUUUUUGAACUUUCUUAGGAAAGUGGGAUUUAUGAGAAUGUGACUAUUUUGGACGAUCAUUCAAGCAUACUAACUUCUCUGAAAUUCGCAGAAGAAAGAUCAGUAAAGAAUCAAAGGAGACUUAAACUGAUUUCGGCUGGGGCAGAUAAAUAAAUUAUCUUAAGAAAUGUAGAUCUGCAAAUAGUUUAAAAAAACGAUGUUAAAAAACUUUAAAACAUGGCAACUGAAGACUUUAUCGUUGUUUAGAAGAAAGAAUAAUGUAAAUACAAAACAUUCUCAAUGGAAAUAGCUUAGCAAUCAGGCUACAUUGUUACUGGGCAUGAUAAAAUCCUAUAAAUGUGGUAACUGUCAACAUGUGAUAAGAUAUGGGAAAAGAAACCUGAAAGCCAAAGAAAAUCUGGCUCAAUGGACUAAAUCAAAGUAAUUAUUGACCCAAAUGCAGGAGUAAUUAUCUCAUCAAGUACCGAUAGAUUUGUUACGAUAUAUGAGGCUGCUACUGGCAAUGUUAUUUGUAAGACUACUUGCGGUGAAGUUUCAACAGCACUUUGUCUCUCCUCAAAUCUUAAACAUCUAAUUACAUGUUCUACUGAUGGCAUAAUCUACAUUUGGAGACUUCCAGAGUAAUUAGCUAAAGCUCUAUGGAAAUUAAAACAAGAGCAGAAACAGAAAGAGGAAGAGCUGAUAACAAAUAAUAUUGAUGAUUUAAAUGACAAUAAAUCUUAGAUUAGAGACACCUAGUUUACAACAUAGACAGAUGAUGAUUUCAAUGAUCUAGAAAACAUUGCUAACAUGUAGGCAGUAUCUAACCAGCCACAAAAUCAAGCCUACGCAAAAAAGGAAGAUCCAAUUAGAAUUAGUGAGAUUAUGAAACAAAUAAGUAAGGCAACAGGAUAGAUUGAUAAAAUUCAAAUCAAGUCGAACAGUAACACUAAUAAAAAGUAAGACUCUGACGAUGAAGACGAAGAAUUUGAUUUUGGCUAAGCUAUAAAUAAAAACGAAGCAAGAGAUGCCUCAGAGGAUAAAAAUGAGUUAUAAGAAAGUGGUGCUAAUUCAGGCAAUAAUACUAAUAGGAAAAAUAGAAAUAAUUGGGGAACUAAAAAAGAAAAUCCCUAGUAUAGCUAAACACAGCCUCAUUAAGAGGAAUAAAAUGAUGAAGAAAGUAUGAGAUAACUAAAGAUAAAAGAAAACAAACUGCCUAGAUGGGCUAGAUCUGUGACUGGAGAUUUACUUGAUGAAAGUAGGUCUGGUACUGUAGCCCAAAGAAAGUCUAAAUUCGAUGAGGAACUUAAGAACUAGUUAGACUAACUUAAAAACAAUAUAUUAGCAGACGAUGCUACUGAUUCUGCUUACGCUGAUCCAACAAAAAAGUUAUAAGGAGAUGAUAUUGAGGAAAUAUUCUAGAACUCACUUGAUAAAGUGGCUGAGUAAAAGCCAGAUUAGCAAUUUGAAGAUGACCCAAUAAUGAAGAAAAGAAACUAAAAUAAUAGUGCUAAUGCAGCUUAACUAUAGAACUAAAGAAUCAGCAAUCUAGCAGGAGUGCCUAGAAAUGCUUUUUAUGAUAGAAUUGAAGAGGACCUAGACGAGGACAAGAAGUCAAACGAUGAUAAAUCCUAGGAAGAUGAUGAUGAGGAAAAACUUAUCAAAGAGCAGUUAUAGAGAAGGCAGAUGUAGAAAUCUAGAAUUAUACUUGGCCUAGACGAUGAAGAUGAUGGAGGUGUCUAAGCAUCUAAUAGUGAUUUAUAAUCAAGAAGACUUAGACAGAGGAACAAUGAGAGCAGAACCAGUUUAAGUCAGCAGUUUUUCCAAAGAAAACUUGGCGCAUCCUCAGAAUAGAAUCUCUUCAGACCAAGUAACAAUUACGAGUUACUAAGCAAGGACUAGCUUCCUCAUUCUUAGCAAUAAAAUGCCUUGAAAGUUGAGGAUUUAUUUGAUGAUCAUCAGCAAAUUCAAAAUAAGUAAUAGCCACCUUAAUAAGUUCCAAGGAGUCUAUAAUAGUCACAAUCCUAAUUUAUCAAUCAAACACCUUAAAUUUUGAAGAAUGAAUAAGACAGCUAGUUCUUAGGAAAUAACACUAUUUAAAACAAAAAUUUAAUCAAUCAAAAUUCUUCUCAUAAGUAGAAAGUAGAUCUGGACUUAGAUUAUUUGAGUUAGUAGUAGGAUUUAAAGAAGCUAGCUUAGGAGAAAUAUGAAAAACACAAGAAAAUGAUUGAGGAUCAAUAUAAAAAGCAAUAAAAAGACUUAGAAGUGAAAGUGUAAAAGGAGAAAAAGGAGAUGGAGGACCAGUUGAAUCUGAGAAAGUCAUUCAUAGAAAACAAGUAAAAGGAGAAGAUUAGUGAAAUAGAGAACAACAAAAAGCCACAGAUUAACAUCUUAGAGGAGAUAGAGAGUGAGAUCAAGAAAGAAGAGGAGAAGUUCAAUAAGAUCUCAGCCUUGAAGUAGGAUAGCAGAAAUAAUCGAAUGGAAGGUGGACUCUUAUCAGUCAAGAAAGAAGAUAAUAAAACAGGCAAGGGCAGAAGCAGUUCAGCUAGAGGGGACAGCAGGUCAAGAUCUGGCCAGAGAUAUAAUAACAAUAACGAAGAGUUCAAUGAAGAUGAAUCAAUGGUAUAGAUUAACUCAGUGCAAAAUAAAGCUGGAGUUGGAGUCAGUAAAGUUGAUGAAGCAGCAGUAAAUGCAACUAUAAAGGCUGAAAUGGAUAAAAUCAAUAAUUCUUUGGCUAAGAUAACUCAAUGCCUUAAUAGUACUGGAAACUAGGGUUCAUUUAUGAAUGCUAUAAGAGUAAAAGAUGAUGUAACAGAUUCUCUGAGCAGAUCAAUGGGUCUAUGGAACUCAAUGAUGAUGACUCUAGGCAAUAGAACUAGCAUUAAUGUUAACCUCUUGCAAUCGUAACAAAUGCCAUCAAUGAAUCAAUCUCAGCAAUCUUCUAUAAUGGGUGGCUCUGGCGUUAAUUAAUCAUUCCUCUCGUCUCAAAUUUCUGUGAAAGAUGAUGCUAGAGACUUGCUUCAAAAGUAUUCGGAACUAUUGAUCGAAGAAAUAUCCAAAAAACUUGGUAAUAAACAUUGA